This is a messenger RNA of Rhodotorula toruloides NP11, 513 nucleotides long. Its product is annotated as priA protein. NCBI's taxonomy places the organism in Eukaryota, Fungi, Basidiomycota, Microbotryomycetes, Sporidiobolales, Sporidiobolaceae. The record is from RefSeq and is a predicted model, not a curated record. The transcript is spliced from 3 exons. The coding region runs from base 1 to 513 and encodes 170 amino acids.
AUGCGCUUCGCCGUCGCCAUCGCCGUCCUUGCUACCGUCGCCUCGUUCACGGGCGUGGAAGCCGGUCACAAGAAGAAGGUGCAGGCGCCGCGGACGCUUUGCCCUGGGUCGGAGAUCGCCUGUCCUAUCCUCGGCUCUACUACCUACUCGCAAGCCGUCGCGCACCACAACGGGCAGAACAAGACGGACGUGACGGGGAUCAUGGCGGGUUCGGGCGGAUACGAGUGCGUCAACACGAUGGAGGCGCUCGACUCGUGCGGAGGAUGUGCGUCGACAGGCGAGGGCCAGGACUGCACCAAGAUCCGCGGUGCCGCCGGCGUUGGCUGCGAAUCCGGCCGCUGCGUCGUCUUCUCGUGCCAGUCUGGCUGGCGCGCAUCGCUGUCGGGCACCAAGUGUGUCCGCGCCGCCGACAUGAGCCGCAACAGCACCCGGACGGCGUCGAAGGCCGGCGCGAAGAGGCACCUCAAGGCCAAGCACGCCCGCCAUCACGGCCACGCUCACCUCUCGCCUUGA